AGAGAGAAACAACGCCUGAGGUACAGGACAUGUAUCAUAGGAGAUUAUAUACAAUGACAGGGGGAAUUGGGUAAGUCAAUGUCACACUGUGCGCAUAUCUAGACAGCUGACAGGCAGGCACUAGAAUUUGAAGAAUGUAUCAAAGUAAUCAGAGUUGAAGCAAAUACAAGUGAAACAUAUAAUGGAGAGAUGGCAGCCAAACGACUUGCCAAUUUCAACAUCCCAUUCCAAAGCCAUUAAGGUUUAUCUCAAAGCUGUUCUUGAAGCCAGCUCUAGUUCAGCUGGCAAGGUCAUUAAGACUAUGGUGUGUUGCUUUUUCACCGAGACAGCCAUCUCCGAGUCGGUGAUGCAUUUCAUACUAAGGUGCCCCUGCCAAACAAACACAUGGAGGACUUUCCAACGUCAACAAAAUUAUGAAGAGUUCUCUAGCGGUUCGGAACACAAGCCAGCACGUUCAGCCGUUGAAGUUGCUUGACUUCCGAAAGAUGUUUUGUUUGAGAUCGAGUGCAUAGCAGGGUGG
Suillus subaureus is the source of this 520-nucleotide messenger RNA. RefSeq lists its product as uncharacterized. The record is from RefSeq and is a predicted model, not a curated record. The transcript has a single exon. Bases 182 to 475 code for a protein of 97 amino acids. NCBI's taxonomy places the organism in Eukaryota, Fungi, Basidiomycota, Agaricomycetes, Boletales, Suillaceae.